Arabidopsis thaliana (thale cress) is the source of this 2817-nucleotide messenger RNA. Its product is annotated as Leucine-rich repeat protein kinase family protein. NCBI's taxonomy places the organism in Eukaryota, Viridiplantae, Streptophyta, Magnoliopsida, Brassicales, Brassicaceae. Gene Ontology annotation, cellular component: membrane. The transcript has 12 exons. Gene Ontology annotation, molecular function: kinase activity; protein kinase activity; protein serine/threonine kinase activity. The record is from RefSeq and is marked reviewed. The coding region runs from base 436 to 2817 and encodes 793 amino acids.
AUGCUAAGAUUUUAGUCAAUCUGGAUAAAUCUCAAUACUCCUAUCUAGAAGUUUAUCUAGUAAUACUAGAAGUUUGACCUUGAAUUUAUGAGUUCAAUGGGUUGAACCUGGUCGCUGGUUUAAUGGUAUCUCUCUUUUUCCUUUUGAGAUAGAAGAAAAGAGACGAGAAAAAAUUUGAUACCAUCAGUUCUGAUUUUUUCAUUUUAUUUUUGGUUUAAUUACUAUUAACCUUUUUAUUUAUCUCUUUAAACAGGGUUCAUCAGUUUUGAUUGUGGGUUAUCGCCGGAUGAACAGUCUCCUUAUAAUGAGGAAACUGGAUUACAGUUCUUAUCAGAUUCAAGUGUCAUCCAAAGUGGACAAAUUGGUAAAAUUGAUGCAAGUGUGGAGUGGAAGUACCCAAAGUCACAGACAACGUUGAGAUACUUUCCAGACGGAAUGCGAAACUGUUACAAUCUUAGUGUGCAUAAAGAAACAAAGUAUUUGAUUAGGGUUACAAGUAACUAUGGAAAUUACGAUGGUCGUAACGAACCUCCUAGAUUUGAUUUGUACUUAGGCCCUAACUUCUGGGUAACAAUAGAUUUGGGGAAGCAUGUAAAUGGUGAUACAUGGAAGGAGAUUAUUCAUAUCCCAAAGUCAAACUCUCUAGAUGUGUGUCUUAUCAAAACAGGUACAACAACGCCAAUUAUAUCGACCUUGGAACUAAGGUCUCUACCAAAGUAUAGUUACAACGCAAUAUCAGGUUCUUUGAAGUCGACACUGAGGGCAUUCCUAAGCGAAUCAACAGAAGUUAUAAGGUACCCAAAUGAUUUCUACGAUCGGAUGUGGGUUCCACAUUUUGAGACGGAAUGGAAGCAAAUUUCUACCAAUCUCAAAGUGAACAGCUCCAAUGGUUAUCUUCUGCCACAGGAUGUGCUCAUGACCGCCGCAAUACCUGUGAAUACUAGUGCACGAUUGAGUUUUACCGAGAAUCUUGAGUUCCCUCAUGAUGAACUUUACCUGUACUUCCACUUCUCUGAGGUCCAAGUCUUACAGGCCAACCAGAGUAGAGAGUUCAGCAUUUUGUGGAACGGAAUGGUUAUUUACCCAGAUUUUAUCCCUGACUAUCUUGGUGCCGCCACUGUGUACAACCCGUCACCAUCUCUUUGUGAAGUAGGGAAAUGCUUAUUAGAGCUUGAAAGAACUCAGAAAUCAACUCUCCCGCCUCUCCUUAACGCCAUUGAAGUUUUCACAGUGAUGAAUUUUCCACAGUCUGAGACAAACGAUGAUGAUGUAAUUGCUAUAACAAAGAUCAAAGACACACACAGAUUGAAUAGAACCUCCUGGCAAGGAGAUCCAUGCGUCCCUCAACUGUUUUCGUGGGCCGGUCUAAGUUGCAUUGACACGAAUGUAUCUACCCCACCAAGAAUCAUUUCCCUAAACUUGUCUUCAAGUGGGUUAACAGGAAACAUAGCAACUGGAAUUCAAAAUCUGACCAAACUGCAAAAGCUGGACUUGUCAAAUAACAAUUUGACAGGAGUAGUGCCCGAAUUUCUAGCUAACAUGAAAUCGUUGCUGUUCAUAGACUUGAGGAAGAACAAACUGAAUGGUUCAAUACCAAAGACUCUACUUGAUAGAAAAAAGAAAGGACUACAAUUAUUUGUUGAUGGCGAUGAUGAUAAGGGCGAUGAUAAUAAGUGUUUAUCCGGUUCAUGUGUCCCAAAAAUGAAAUUCCCAUUGAUGAUUGUUGCAUUAGCGGUUUCUGCGGUUGUGGUCAUUGCAGUGGUAAUGAUUCUCAUUUUUCUGUUCAGAAAGAAAAAGAAAUCAAGUUUAGGUAUUACGUCAGCUGCUAUAUCUGAAGAAUCGAUUGAGACGAAAAGGAGAAGGUUUACCUAUUCUGAAGUUGUGGAAAUGACAAAAAACUUCCAAAAAACUCUAGGUGAAGGAGGGUUCGGAACCGUGUAUUAUGGUAAUUUGAAUGGUUCAGAGCAAGUAGCGGUUAAAGUACUCUCGCAAUCAUCAUCACAGGGCUAUAAACACUUCAAGGCAGAGGUCGAACUUCUUUUAAGAGUUCACCACAUAAAUUUGGUGAGUCUUGUUGGAUAUUGCGAUGAAAGAAAUCACUUGGCCCUCAUCUACGAAUGCAUGUCCAAUGGAGACUUAAAAGAUCAUUUGUCAGGAAAAAAGGGUAACGCUGUUUUGAAAUGGAGUACUAGACUACGAAUAGCUGUCGAUGCUGCGCUAGGAUUGGAAUACUUGCAUUAUGGAUGUCGACCAUCGAUAGUGCAUAGAGAUGUCAAAAGUACCAAUAUACUGCUGGAUGAUCAGCUCAUGGCCAAAAUUGCUGAUUUUGGGCUUUCAAGAUCAUUCAAACUCGGAGAAGAAUCACAGGCUUCCACGGUUGUUGCUGGUACUCUUGGAUACCUUGAUCCCGAAUAUUAUAGAACAUGUCGGUUGGCUGAGAUGAGUGAUGUAUACAGUUUCGGUAUUUUACUACUAGAGAUAAUCACAAACCAAAAUGUGAUUGACCAUGCCCGCGAAAAGGCUCACAUUACAGAAUGGGUAGGACUUGUGCUUAAGGGAGGAGAUGUUACUAGGAUUGUUGAUCCUAACCUUGACGGUGAAUAUAACUCUCGUUCAGUUUGGAGAGCUCUUGAAUUGGCUAUGUCAUGCGCCAACCCUUCUUCAGAACAUCGACCAAUCAUGUCCCAGGUUGUUAUCGAUCUAAAAGAGUGUUUAAAUACUGAAAACUCAAUGAAAAUAAAGAAAAAUGACACGGACAAUGAUGGUUCUCUGGAACUGAGCUCGAGUGAUACUGAGGCGGUCCCUUGUGCAAGGUAG